Xyrichtys novacula (pearly razorfish) is the source of this 3586-nucleotide messenger RNA. Lineage: Eukaryota; Metazoa; Chordata; Actinopteri; Labriformes; Labridae. The record is from the annotation of a GenBank genome assembly.
GGCCGGAGUUGGAGUUGUAUCGUGCUUCGGUGAUUUUGAGCUAAUUUGUUUUCCGUAAAAAAUAGCUCAAAAUAACUUUAUCAACUAAGAAAUAAGCGAUAAGUCAAUUCAGGCAGAAGGGGUGUCUUUUGGACCCGUUUAUUGUCGGUAUUGUUGAAUAUUUAUGUAAACUUCCGGACAGCUAGCUUAGAUUGUCAAUUCAAAACGCAAAAUGGCUUCAGGAAAGAUGUGCACCAGAAAGAGCAAGGGAUCCGUCGAGGUUUGACCACUCUACCUAAAAGAUAACAUUAAGAUUUUAUUGAAUGUAUGAUUUAAUUGAUUCAGAUUGUGUGUUUGGUGAAGUCAAGGAUUGAUUUAGUGUUUAAAUAUCCGCUGACAGACACGGAGGAGUUGGCGCCAUCAUGUGGCUUUAAUGUCACAACAAGUCUCGUUUAACUGAACUGGUUUCUUCUUUUCUGUGAGGUUUUUGAUAAUCUGUUUUUAAGUGGGCAGGAUUGUUUCUGAGUGAUUUGAAGACCGAGCAAGAGUCCCUCGUGUUCGUCAAGAGGCUGAUGGCUGUGGCCGUGUCUUCCAUCACCUACCUCAGAGGGAUUUUUCCAGAAGAUGCCUACAGAUCCAGAUACCUGGAAGGUGAACACAGAUACAGACCAGGACCUGAUGAAAGUCAAGGACAUGAAUUCACGGAGCCAGCCUCACCCUGUAUCACACAACAAAAUACCGCUGUUUGUAAUAGAUCAUUAAAAUAAACUAUAAAUGUGGUACUUAUUCAUAAAACUUUAAAGGAACCAGGGUAAUUUACUCACAUUUCUGUAAUAGAGGAGAUUUUUGGGGGGAUUUGUACUUUUUGAGUAGUUCUAAAAAUCAUUAGGUAACUUUCACUUGAGUGUUUUCUGUGGAAAGUACUUUUUCCCUUUUAAAUUUUAUAUAGCACCAGUUACUGAGAAAAACAAAACAUGAAGCUUUCCACUCAGCUUUUGGAUAAUAUCUACUCUAAAAACUUACAUUUUACAAAGUGAACUGGUCUCAUUUCUUGUCAAAAUACAUAAUCAAUCUUAACUUAAGCAGCAGUGACUUGAAACAUCCAAACAUAAAUCUUCUUUCGAGAUAUUUCAAGCAAUAAUUUCUUGAUAAGUUCAUCAACAGAAGAAUUGCGUCUUGAUGCAAGAAAUUUAUCCAGAAAAUUUAACUUGCUGCACUGGCAACCAUUUAUUACAAUCAAAUCUUUAUUUUUUGGCUUGUAAUGUGAGCCUUUCAGCACAACCAGCCAUGACUGAUGUGUACUGACACCAUUUACAUUGUUCAACACUAACUAAAAAUGGUGCAGAAAUAUUCAAUAAUAUCAGUCUGGAUAUGUGCAAAGUUAAACUCAUUUUACACAUUAAUGAAGAUCUUUUUUAAACUAUUAAAUAAAUAUGCUUUUACAUAAUUUAAGGCUGCGUAUCUUACUCCCACCAUGCUCACUACCAGAGAUAGACUGACAGUGUUACCUCUACCUCAGUGAAAUGUAAUUAAAGUAACUUCUUUCAAUUAAGUAUUAUAUUUUAGUACCCCUUCCACCACUGACAGGUGCAUGAUAUUCUCCAUCGUGCCUACCAGGAUAAUGAUGCACUUGUUUCAUUAUAUUUUCAUUUCAAUUUCACCAGACUUGUGCGUUAAAGUUCUGCGUGAAGACCUCACCACACCUGGAGCCAGCAAAGUGGUGAAAUGGUAAUUAUUAUAUUCCUUUCUUUGAUGUUUUCACUGUGUUUUUUUUUUUUUUUUUAAUAUCUGCUUUCUUUUCCAGGAUAAUGGGCAGCUUUGAUGCACUGGAAAAGCAGUAUGUAAGUAUGCACUCAUGAACACAUGGAACAUUUGUUUUGCCUGGUUUGCCCUUCACAAAUAACAAGCCAUGACUAUUCCUUGCUGUUGUUUUAACAGCUCCAGAUCGUGUUCAUUGGGGUAAGUUAGGUCAGAUCAAAGGUGCAACAUCUAUAAUUAUGCUUAUUACAUGAAGUAGAAAAAGGUGAAACCUAACUGAACUAACUGUGUGCAACAUAUUCUCUAGGUAUACACCAAUCCAGAUGAACCUAAUGUGAGUUUUCUUCUUAUAAUGCUCCACAUUAAGGUGUCAAAAUAAUUGCAAAAUAAAUGAUAAAUUUCAACAUCGGUAUGCAUUACAAUAGAUUAUGAUCCUAUUUUUUUUUUACAGUGCAUUGUUGAGUCAUACCAGUUCAAAUUCAGAUACACCAAAAAGGGGCCAGAGAUGGACAUACUCAGGUUUGGAUCUAUAUAUUAAUAGUCUGGACACGGCCUUUCCAUGUGAUUUAAUUGAUAGAUACGAAUCCUCCAUUUAACUGCAGGAACAAUGACGUGGGAAUGAAAGUGACUCUGGAGGACACCAAGAGAGCCUCGGUGCUGCUCAUCAGGAAGCUUUUCCUGCUUAUGCAGAACCUGGACGCCCUCCCAAACAACGUCUAUCUCACCAUGAAGCUCUACUACUAUGAUGAUGGUAAGAAAGUAAAUCAAUCAAGAGAGUAAGGUCUUAUUUUGAUUGCAUGGUGAAAACAUUUUCCUUUCCUCCUCUAAUAGUCACCCCAGCAGACUACCAGCCGCCUGGCUUUAAGGAGGGCGAGUGUGACAGCCUCUGGUUUGAGGGCGUAGCCAUGCACUUCAAGGUGGGUGAGGUACAGACGUCCUACCACACCUUGAGAGUGCGAGUCUCAGCGGAACAAGGCAGACUGGAGAAACUCCAAGAAGGGAACCAUCUGAGGGAGAUCAAGCAGGCUCCCCCACAAAAUCCUCUGGAGAAGGAAACGAUCGAGGUGCGUGAGGAGAGGAUUAUUCAAGUGCAGGUUUUAGUUUUCGAGUAUUAGCUCAAGUUAACUAAGAGUUUAUUUUAACUGUCUGUGAACACACCGUUUCAGGAUCCUCACAAGAAAAAAUACCAAGAAGAGGAUCUACCCUCUGAGGAUGGUACGUUUAUAAACUGCUUCUGGUAAAAGCUGUAAAAUCAAAUGCUUAAUACUGUUGGCUUUCUUUUAAACAGAGUCUGCACAGUUCAAAAAACCUGUAAGACCUCCGGCAAAGGUACAGUAGUGCUCAGUUAUUAUUUAAAGCCUCCAGGUUUAAGAAAAAUAUCACAACUUAAAAGGUUAUAGUGAAAGUGAUUUUCUUGUUUGUGUAUUGCAGAGAAACAGAGCAGCAAAAACUCUGUCCAGGAGGAAAAGAAGAAUCUAGACGCAUGGAUAUAAAAAAAACAGGAGCUCAAUGACAGACGCUGAUAAUCAGCUGAUAAGCUACUGUCUUUAGUUUAUAAUUGUUAUAAAAUGUUUAAGGUUAUGUUAGAACUAAUUUAACAAGACAAUGUGUUCUUUGCACAGAUACAGUUUUACUGUUAAAAUUCUUAUGUAGACAAAACACUGCAAAGGAGAGAACAUGCUGUGACUAAUCUGAGGUACAAAAUCCCUUUAAUAUUCAAAGUGCUUCGUUUUUCAUUGUUGUGUGUAUAAAACUAUGUUGGUGUUUUUUGUCAGAAAAUAAAGCUUCAUUUGUAAACAUUUGAACAAUAUUAUUAAAAAUAUUAUUCUAUACAUGAAUGACAUGUUUA